AUGAAUGACGCCAUAAUCCUCGACGAUGAAGCCAUAGUAAGAAAGAUAGGGAAUCUCGAAUCGAACUUGCAAUUCGUUUCUAAAGAAAUAAAAUAUCAUAAUUCGUGCCGGAAAAAGUUUGCUUCUGCAGCCAAAAGUGCAGUAAAUAAACGAGAAGAGGAACAUCAAUCAAAGUGGGUUUUAAAGAAGAGCAUUAGGGAAAACGCUAUGCAAAAAAUUAUAGCUUUUUUGGAAGAAAAAAUCAUGAAGGAAGAAGAGGUUCAUCGUGUGAAAGAUAUCACAAAACACUAUCGAUUGCUGCUAUCCGAACUUGGUUUGGAUUAUAAUAGUAUUUGUAGAGUGCGUAAGUGUGAGGUAUUAGAGAAAUUGAUCAGCUAUUUUGGUGACAAAGUAACAGUCAUAAAUCACACUGUCGAAGGCGUUGGACAAAUCAUUUUCAAAUCCGACUUGAGCGUCGACAAGGCUUUACUGACAACUUUUGAUGCGAACAUCAGUUCUGAUUACAAGGUAAAAGAAGUCGCCUUCAUGCUUCGCAAUUUGAUAUUGGAAACGCCCCGCAAUAUUCUCCCAAAAAACGUUAACAUUAGGGAUCUCAUUGCCGGAGAAGUUAAACCACAAAAUUUGCUUCAAACCUUUUUUGAAAGUCUGGUCUUAAGGCUCAUACAGACAAAAGUGAAAUCUCAAACAGAAAGAAGAUUAGAAUAGAUACUUUGAUGGAUGACACCAUUUUUGCCGUCACUAAUGGACUCUACAAGCCAUCAAAGCAAUUGAUGCUCGGGAUGUACCUUAAAUCUACAACAGGUAAUCAAUGUUAUUGC
Messenger RNA from Daphnia magna, 818 nucleotides. RefSeq lists its product as uncharacterized. Bases 1 to 705 code for a protein of 234 amino acids. The transcript is spliced from 3 exons. The record is from RefSeq and is a predicted model, not a curated record. Lineage: Eukaryota; Metazoa; Arthropoda; Branchiopoda; Diplostraca; Daphniidae.